Molecule: messenger RNA, 1957 nt
Organism: Eremomyces bilateralis CBS 781.70
Lineage: Eukaryota; Fungi; Ascomycota; Dothideomycetes; Eremomycetales; Eremomycetaceae
Exons: 2
Coding region: 231-1733 (500 amino acids)
Biological process (GO): nucleocytoplasmic transport
Cellular component (GO): nuclear pore
Molecular function (GO): structural constituent of nuclear pore
Source: RefSeq, a predicted model, not a curated record
AUUGUGAUGAUGAUGAUGAUGAUAUUGAAUGGCUUUAUUCCCCCUUUGAUGUCAAUCCUCGAAUAACGCGAACAAAGCCAAAUCGAGAGGACUUAUCUGUAACAUGAGAUUGGAUUAAGCGCAGAAAUUCGAGCCUUCGCUUGCUACGUCUUCCGCAGCCGUGUCCUUCUCCAUACCUUUCUAAACAUCCUCUACACAGCGCUUGUCUACAUCCCUUGCAUCGCGACGACAUGUCUGCGCUUACACGGUCUAAUUCACUGUCCCUAAACACUGGAGGUGGAGCAGGUCUAUUCGGUUCAACACCCGCCACCCAGGGCGGCGGUCUAUUCGGUGCCUCAAAUACCACACAGUCGCAAACGGCAGGAAGCCUAUUUUCCAGCACCUUGAAGCCUCCCGCAUCUUCAGCCCCGUCCACACAGGGUCUCUUUGGGACCCCAUCCUCCGCCCAACCCCAAUCAACUCCGAGUCCCUUCGGAAAUACCUCAUCACAAGCCCAGGCAACACCGAGUCUAUUUGGCACUCCAGGCACUUCACAACCGCAACAGUCCUCCAACAUGUCGAGUGGUGGAUUCAGCCUGGGUAAUCCGGGGCAGUCGCUAUUUGGAAAACCGCCAGCAUCGUCUGGAACCGGCACCAGCAGCCUUUUCCCACCCGCGGGCGGAUCGAACACAACACUAGGGGGCGGACUUUUCAGCACUCAAGGUUCCUCACAACCUCAGCAAUCUAGCGGAACUACCGCGGGAAGCAUGUUCGGAUCCGCUGGCGCCCAGUCAAAACCUUCGGGCUUCGGCCUCUUUCCUACUCCCGCCAGCCAGCCAACUCAGCAACCCCAAUUUACCACUGUCGCCGGCCCAACCUUUGGCGGCAAACCCAUCACAAACCUUGCGACCUCCGGCGGCGGUAUCACUGGUGGCAUGAGGUUCGGCGGUGGCACUAGUACCGCGCCCCAACCCCAGGUCGUUCAAGGCGUACAAGUCGACAUCAGCAACAUCCGAGGGACCACGCGCUUCUCCGAACUGCACCCGAACGUGCAGCAAGAUAUCAUCAAAAUAGACAACCUCACCGCCGCGCAAAUCAAAAUCUGCGAGACCUGCGACGCCGUGGUGCCCGCGCACCGCGAGACCCUCGAUUUCAUUCCCAACGACGCCGAGUACGUCUCGACCAAGGUCGACGCCGUUGAGGCGGCGCUGGCGAACGACGCGGAGGCGAUCGCGGCGCUGAAGAAGAUCGUGCGGCAAGAUCAGGAGGAGGCGUCCAACCUGCGCGGGUGCAUCGACAUGCUCAAACUGCCCACAAACCUCCAGAUGAGCGGGCUGUGGCACCAGUAUCUGGGCGGCCAACCGGCACUCGGGAUCAAAGCGGGCAACGCGGUCGCGGAUGCCGUGGGCGGGGGGUACGAUGAGGGGCCGCCAGAUCUGGUGAAGUUCUUCAAGGGGAGGUCGGACGAGGUCGAAAAGGAAUUGAACGUCAUGCAAGGGCUGAUCGGCGAGAUCGAAGCACACUUGCGGCUCGUGGAGGGGCGGGCGGCGAAUGAAGCGGAGAAUUUGGCGAGGAGGGGUCGGGUGCAGGAGAUGGACUCGCAGGCCGUGGUGAGAGAGCUGGUGCAGACGAUGCAGGGCUUUGAGGAUGCGGUGUUACGAGUGGCGGGACGGGUGGGAGGCGUAAGGGAAAAGUUUAACGAGGUGACAAUGGCCGGGCAGAAUGGUUUGGGUCCGAAUGGCCCACGGAGAUGAUUGUACUUACUACUUGUCCUUCGGCUAGUUUCAGAAGGGUGAUGGAUGCUCCACGGCAUGGCGCUACCGGUCUAUAGGUUCUUAGAUGUGCGGAAAGGAUAGGGCGCACCAUUGUAUCAGCAACGUCACGGAUGUAACCCGCGCUUCUCUAAUUUUUUAGCGUUCAGUCGACACUCCAACCCCUUUAAAGGCAUUCUUGAUAUUGUCAAGUUCCUGCCCUCACC